This is a messenger RNA of Rotaria sp. Silwood1, 1428 nucleotides long. Lineage: Eukaryota; Metazoa; Rotifera; Eurotatoria; Philodinida; Philodinidae. The record is from the annotation of a GenBank genome assembly.
AUGAUGGAUAACCAAAUAUCGACAGCAACUGUUGCUAGUGGCCGAGCAACAAUGACCACCACAGAUAGUAUUACUGUGCUACCGACACAUCUUCAUCGUAUUCUACAAAAUUUUCUUCUGAUCUGGCUUGAUGCGAAUUUUAAUGAAUCUGAAGAAGAUUUCAAGAAAUCAAUUCAACAUCUACGACAUAUUGUGGCAUCAAUCAGGACGUUCACCGAUGCUAACGAAUGUGUCAAUUUUCUCCGUAAAAUUAAAGAAGAAAAAGCAUUUAUAAUUGUAUCUGGGUCAUUGGGACAGCGUAUAAUACCAGAAAUUCAAGCAUUGCCACAAUUGGAUUCUGUUUAUGUGUUUUGUGAUGAUAAAUCGGUUCAUGAACAGUGGGCCAAAACAAUACCUAAGAUAAAAGGUGUUUACACAGAUAUUAAAGCGAUUUGUAAAGCAUUACAAGCCGAUCGUGAAGACUGUGAUCGAGCCAUGAUCUCGCUCAGCUUUAAUGGCAUCGAUCCGUUAUUUAUGUAUACACAAUUGUUGAAAGAAGUUCUAUUGGAAAUUAAAGAUGAUGAUACAAAGUCUGUUAAAGAAUUUGUUGAUUUUUGUCGUUGUCAAGAAGAAGAUAUUGAUGAAGAAGAAAUCGAUCAGUUCGAGCGCGAAUAUCGUAGUGAUAAAUCCAUUUGGUGGUAUACGGCUGAAACCUUUAUUUACCCCAUGCUCAAUCGUAGUCUUCGACUGAUGGAGGUUGACAUUAUACUAAAAAUGGGUUUCUUUAUUCAACAAUUACAUCAAGAUAUUGAAAAUUUACAUCGUGAUCAACAAUCCACCAACACGGCAUCUAUUGCUGUAUUUGAAGUGUUUCGAGGUCAACGUUUAUCACUCGAAGAUUUUGACAAAGUUAAAAAAACAAAAGGUGGACUUAUGUCAUUCAACAACUUCCUGUCCACAAGUCGAAACUAUAAUAGAGCUCUUGAGUGGUUUGCACGACCAGCAGCACUCCGUGAUCCCAGUUCAGUUGGCAUACUCUUCGUUAUGACCAUAGAUCGGACAUUAUGUGCACAAUCAUCAAUUCCUUUUGCUGACGUGAAAAAUGUGGGCGCCUUCAAAGAUAAAGAAGAAGAAAUUCUUUUUUCAACACACACAGUUUUUCGCAUCGAAGAUAUUAAACGAAUUCAAGAUGAUCAAACUGACCGGCUGUGGAAAGUCAAUCUCACUCUUAUAGGCAACAACAACCAUGAUCUAAACACGCUUACAGUAAGUAUACGAGAAGAGCUCAAGUUGAAAGCAGCACAAGGUUUGUCUCGAUUGGGUUUCAUCCUUAUUAAAAUUGGCGAGUUUUCAAAAGCAGAACAGCUCUAUCAGAUCCUCCUCGAAAAAGCAUCUUCUAAUAAAGAUCAAGCAGAUUAUAAUCUUCUACUUGGCUCGGUCACUCAAUAA